Molecule: messenger RNA, 622 nt
Organism: Psammomys obesus (fat sand rat)
Lineage: Eukaryota; Metazoa; Chordata; Mammalia; Rodentia; Muridae
Product: BOLA class I histocompatibility antigen, alpha chain BL3-7-like
Exons: 2
Coding region: 104-571 (155 amino acids)
Biological process (GO): immune response; antigen processing and presentation of endogenous peptide antigen via MHC class Ib; positive regulation of T cell mediated cytotoxicity
Cellular component (GO): external side of plasma membrane
Molecular function (GO): peptide antigen binding; signaling receptor binding
Source: RefSeq, a predicted model, not a curated record
CACACGGAUCGCCAAGAGCAACGAGCAGAUUUACCGAGGGAACCUGAGGACCGCGCUCGGCUACUACAACCAGAGCGAGGGCGGCUCUCACACCUUCCAGCAUAUGUACGGCUGUCACGUGGGACCCGACGGGCGCCUCCUCCGCGGGGACCUUCAGUUCGCCUAUGACGGCAAAGAUUACAUCGCCCUGAACGAGGACUUGAGGUCGUGGACGGCGGCGGACACGGCGGCGCAGAUCACCAAGCGCAAGUGGGAGGAGGCUGGUACUGCAGAGAGAGACAAGGCUUACCUGGAGGGCGAGUGCGUGAUGUGGCUCCGCAGAUACCUGGAGCUCGGGAAGGACACGCUGCUGCGCACAGGUGCAGGCCGCGGGCAUCUCCGCCUCUCCCUCGGGCUGGGCUCAGGCCUGAGGAAGGAGAACCCUCAGCUGGGUCACGCCCCUGUCUCUGAGGGAACCGGGUCCCUGGGUCUCCUGAACCCCCAUCGCGGUGACUGCACUGACUCCAGGGCUCACCUUCUCCCUGACAGUUCCAACUCUGUCUCCAGGGGAGGAGACAGGGUCCCCACAUGACAACAGGGACCCUUCAGUCUGCAGCCCGCUGUCAGCUAUGGCCUCUCCCAG